AUUAAAUAAUACAUAAAUAAUCCAUGUAGACGUAAUCUUGACAUUUACGGCAUAGCCUUAGUUUCGGUUGCAUCCGCGCGACAUUCGAAAUACCAAAAGCUGCGAAUUGUUCAUUAAAAAGGGAAAAAUAAAUAAAUUGUUUUAUCGUCCAACAAUAUAAUUGAUAAAAGUGUCAUUCUAUACGCGGAAAUUUAGCGAAAAUCAAGAGAGAUCGUUCGCUCGGAAUAUUCUUUGCUUUUAGCAAAAUAUUAUGCAUACACGCGAAUGUUUAUUAUGCGCGUACGCGUUCAGCUAAAGUUAAACUGGGCUUCUUCCGCGGCAAAUAUUUGGUUAUGUUCCGCAACGAAUAUUUGGUUAUGCGCGUACGUACGUGUUCAGUUUAGGUUAGCUGCGCUUCUUUCGCAGCAGGAGUUCGCGCGAUCGAGUUUCCCCUUUUUCACCGGUCGCCGGUCGGCCGAGAGCCGUGAGGCGGGAAGGCCGGGAAGCGCAGCUGUGACGAACGGUACGGGAUAGGCUUAUCUACCCGAGAUGGCGCUCGUGUUUUGUUUUUGGCGGGAAGUCGUGCGGCAAUCCCCGGUUCGUCGUCGGUGUGUCGUUCCCGCCAGUUUCCGCGUUGUUCAGCCUGAAAAAGAUCGAGAAUCGCGACUCCGAACUACAUGUUCGUUAAGAGCCGACCCUGCCGUUCGAACUGCGUCGGCUCCCAAGUGCGUUGCUAUUUGAUCCACGUUGAUUUGGGCGUCAGCUGGUUUCAAAUUACAAACGAGUGAACGAUCGCACGGUACAUUCUGUUGGUAAAGCAGUUCUCGAAGCCUUCAUUAAGAUGCCUGGCUCCAUUGGCAAACUCUACAAACGUCCCUUCACUGUAUGCGUGGAGGGCAACAUAGGAAGUGGUAAAACGACAUUUUUAAGUCAUUUUAAGAAAUUUGACAAUGUUACUGUACUAGAAGAGCCAGUCGAGCUCUGGCGUGACGUGUCUGGAACGAAUCUACUGGAAUUAAUGUAUAACGAACCAUCUCGUUAUGCCUUUUUAUUCCAAUCGUAUGUACAAUUGACUAUGCUCCAAUUGCACACUUGUAAGACUCCAUCGCCGUAUAAAAUUAUGGAGAGAUCCGUAUACAGUGCAAUGUGCUUCGUCGAAAAUUUAAAACGCAGAAAUGUAUUACGUGACGUUGAGGUAACUGUCUUAGAGGACUGGUACGAUUGGUGUUUGAAAAAUGCCAAUAAUAUAGAAACCGAUUUAAUAGUAUACUUGAGGACAACACCUGAGACCGUAUACGAGAGAAUGAAACAACGAGGUCGAAAGGAAGAGAACGCCGUUUCACUAGAAUAUCUGAAGCAAAUCCAUCAAAUCCAUGAUGACUGGCUCUAUCAUCAAACUCUGAAACCGGUACCAUCACCAAUUAUAACCAUAAAUGGUGACCGAGAGCUCAAUGAAAUGGUAGAAGAAUUUGAUAAAUGUAAAAAUGAAAUCUUCAGCAAGGUGAUAGACGAUAGCGAUGUAAAUAAUAAGAUGAUUACAGUAUCAACGAAUCACGUGCUACCUGAAAUUAAAGCUAUCUCAGAUUAAAUCGUAGAAUAAAAAAAAAACAAAAGUUAUGAUUAAUUUAAAUAUGAUUGCACGUGUCAUGCAUUUAUCAUUAAUUAAUUAUUGCAUAUAACUAUGUACACUGUGUUAUUUUAAUUCCACUGAUCGCAUUUACUGUUUUUAUCACAUAUUUAUUUCUUUUUAUAUCAAAUUUGUAGUGUGUUAAAUAAACUAUCAAUAAUCAUAAAUUACGCUAAUUACGAUACGUAAACGUAAUUGAUCAAAUAUUUCACAUUAAAGGAUUAAUUGUACAUUCUGUCAAUUAUUCAAAUGACAAAAUUAAUAUAAUUUAAAUUAUUGAUGAGAACCAAAUUAUUUUUUUACGUCUAUUUUUCUAACUCAAUACACAUUUAAUUAGAUUGUUCAUCAAUUUAUUAAUAUUUUAAUUUAAUGCAUUUAAAUAAAAUGCAUUAAAUAAAUUUGUUUGUAACAUACUAGAUGUAAUAGGAUUUUUUAUUACAAGUACAAAAUAGUAUUAAUUUCAAA
Solenopsis invicta (red fire ant) is the source of this 2071-nucleotide messenger RNA. RefSeq names its product deoxynucleoside kinase (gene dnk). Gene Ontology annotation, molecular function: deoxynucleoside kinase activity; ATP binding. NCBI's taxonomy places the organism in Eukaryota, Metazoa, Arthropoda, Insecta, Hymenoptera, Formicidae. The transcript is spliced from 4 exons. Gene Ontology annotation, biological process: nucleobase-containing compound metabolic process. The coding region runs from base 821 to 1567 and encodes 248 amino acids. Gene Ontology annotation, cellular component: cytoplasm; mitochondrion. The record is from RefSeq and is a predicted model, not a curated record.